CCUAGUUUAUUCUGCUACCGGUGUUCUUCGCGAACGGACGGGAUGUGAUAAAUGAAAAUUGUUCAAAGUUGUGUCGACUUCUGUUUUUGAAAAAAAUAUUUAUACCUAAUUGUAAUUGUACAUACUCUUAUACAAAAACCUCAAGUGCUAUAUAAUUAUAAGCAUGUAAUCAACAUACAUCAAUUUCAGGAUUAAAGUGGAAGUUGUAAUAAUCUUUCAAAAGUACAAUGGAUACUCUCAAUAACCUUCCUGUAGAAAUUUUAGAAGAAAUUUUCGCCUACCUCAACCUGAUCGAUAUAAAAAACGCUUGCUUAGUUUGUAGUUAUUGGCGUAAUAUCCUGCAUGGUGUACGCUUUAAACGGCAAUGCCAAAUAUGCAUCAAUGGCAGCUUCGACCAGGAGCUAUCAAAUUCAGAAAUGCUAAUAGUUAAGGAUUGUCGUAACAUAUCACUGAAUCAUUGGGAUAACCCAGACUAUGACGACGACGAUGAUGGAGAUGAUCCUGCCAGCAGUGACCGUCGUGAAAAUGAAGAAAUAGUAAAUUUAAAGUACCUAUUUGAACCAUGUCCAGAGGCUAAUAUAGAAAAACUACUAGUUGGGCUUGAAUCCUGCAUUGAGACGAUAAUAUUGAAAAGCAGCUUUGAAAGUAGCCGAAUGAUACUUGAAAACCGAAUACCAAAGAUGGCAAAUCUCCGAGAGCUUGACCUUGUCUUAUGGAACUUAUAUAGAUAUCCGUCGAUAGAUCGAAGCAAGUGGUACAUCCAUCACGAGCAACUUCAAAGGCUUAAAAUAUUUCUAGAAGUGACAAAACCAUACGAUGUUAUGCUUCCUCAUUUGACAACACUAGAUUUAGCACCUAAUUGCCGUUAUGGUUUCCAUAUCAUUGAGAAAUACUGCAUGCAGUUGAAGCAUCUGAAAGUUCAAUUUGCGGAUCCAGAAACGAUGCAUGAUAUGAUAUCUUUAUCGUUUCCUAUGUUGACACACCUGGAAGCUAUAAUGGCCGAGGACAAAGAAAUCCAGGAACGAUAUGCUCGAACUCGAAACAAAUACAUAGACAAGGAGAAGGAAGAAAAUUUUAUCAAAUCAAUGCCAAAAUUGAAGUCUCUGUCAAUGGAAAGUAAUUUAAUGCUCUACCGAAUCGGAGCGGCUCUCUCCAAAUACAGCCAACAGCUGGAAGAAAUAACCUUGGCGGGUAUGCACAUAGAUCCCGCUCAACUACAACUGAUCGAAGCACUUUCAAAAGUUAAAACAUUUACUUUGCGAUACACAAAAAUUGAAUGUCCACCUUUGGCCCUACCAAAAUUAAAUAUGCCUAGAUUGCAGCACUUAUCACUAUCGCACAAUGACUCAGAUAUUGUGUUUAACGAUGGUCUCUCCGGGUUGAAAUCACUGAAAUUGACAGUCGGUUCCGAAAGAAGUGAAAAAGUGUUGUAUAAGAUUUGCAACAACUUGCCCAACUUAGAACGUCUAGAAUUACUUGUAUAUUCCAAGUGGAAAAAUUUUGCUUUUCGUCAUCUGAACAAGUUGCUCAAGCUUAGGUUACUGCGAAUUAGUGAAUGUGAUAGUAAUAUUAAUUGGACGCUAUGUCCUGUAGUUCCUAACUUGCAAAGAGUUGUGUUCGACAAUUGUACUAAUCUGAGUACGAAAACCUUUAGACGAUUAAGUAACUUGUUUCCUGGUCUCAUCGGCAUCUCCAUAAAUGAUUGUUGUGCAAUCUGUAGUGAUGAGGACGACACCUGCACUUCUUCCAAAAAGAAAACUCCUAAAUUUGACGAGAGCGAGCAGGCACAACGAAUGUGUAGAGAACAGUUGGAGUCUAUGUUCCCACAGUGCAUAGUUUCUUUGAACAAAACGUCCCUGAAGUGGAAGCGAUGGAAUUAAAACGAUUUACUAAAAUGCGAAUGGUA
Molecule: messenger RNA, 1906 nt
Organism: Wyeomyia smithii (pitcher-plant mosquito)
Lineage: Eukaryota; Metazoa; Arthropoda; Insecta; Diptera; Culicidae
Exons: 5
Coding region: 228-1880 (550 amino acids)
Molecular function (GO): protein binding
Source: RefSeq, a predicted model, not a curated record